AUCCUUGCAUUAGCUGUUAAGUCAGCUUACUGAUACCCAAAUCAUAGUUGCCGCAAACAUUUUCAAGUGUAUUUAAAAUUGAAAUUGUGAGUUUUUAUAGUAAGUUUCCACUUCACCAUGGCGGAUCCGAUUAACACCGACAUCGAUGAGAGUGGAGCUCCGCCCAUCGGAGGCGAUACUUUCGCCAUGAACAAGCGGCUGGAUUGCGAGCAUUUAGAUCAGAUGACGGAUAACUGGACCGAUUAUCAAAGACCCUCGUUUGUCACCGCACUUCUGCGAUUCUUCGGCAACGUAUUUGUCGACAUAUUUAAUGCGAUUUUCGGCUGAGAUACAUAUACAAAUAUAGUUGUAACUGUUGGCGGAGAGCAGUCAUUGGUUCAGUAGUAAAACUAAUAAAAUCGUUAGUUGUAAAAA
Messenger RNA from Drosophila teissieri, 414 nucleotides. RefSeq lists its product as uncharacterized. NCBI's taxonomy places the organism in Eukaryota, Metazoa, Arthropoda, Insecta, Diptera, Drosophilidae. The transcript has 3 exons. Bases 118 to 327 code for a protein of 69 amino acids. The record is from RefSeq and is a predicted model, not a curated record.